Bombyx mandarina (wild silkworm) is the source of this 1011-nucleotide messenger RNA. RefSeq lists its product as uncharacterized. The record is from RefSeq and is a predicted model, not a curated record. NCBI's taxonomy places the organism in Eukaryota, Metazoa, Arthropoda, Insecta, Lepidoptera, Bombycidae. Gene Ontology annotation, cellular component: membrane.
AAAUGCAUACGGUCGGGUUGCCUAGGACGUGUCUCGGCUUCACAAACGUCCUGUGCUUCAUAUUGGCUUUCAUUAGUUUCGUAAUAUGCGCAUGGUGUGCCAUUAACACGGAAUUCUUUGAGGAAGUAAAUUAUACAGUCACGAAGAGUCAGUCAGUUAGGACGAUAGCUAAAUUUAUGAAUUUAAAAGUGUGGAUAACACCGAUCACCACGAUCCUGAUGCCGGUGGGGGUCGUUGCGAUGCUGACGUCAUGCUGUGGCCUUCUCGGCGCAGGAUGCAAAGUCAAAUGCGCCAUCAAAUCGUAUAUCUUUCUAGUCUCGGUACUGUCAUUGGUCGGGUUCUGGCUCUUCAUUAUAUCAGGGUUAUACAACAUCUAUACGAACAACGAAAAGACCGCAAGGUACAUGCAAGGUUCCAUACGACUUUACUACGGCAAAGAAGACGAUUUCUUCACUUAUAUUUGGAACUACACGAUGGUUAAUCACGAGUGCUGUGGUGCAGUUAGCUAUAGAGAUUUUUCUAAAUCGACUUGGCGGGAAAACAAUCCGGACAAGCUGUUUCCCGUUCAGUGUUGCACGCUGGCGAAUACGUCGAGCCUAGAGCCUGUAUCUAAGAAAUGUAAUACAGAUGAAGAAGAUGAGCAUAGCCACAAGGAGAUAGGGUGUAUGCACGCCCUGAGGAAAUCAAUUAAAACUAACAAAGGAAAGAUAAUUUUUUACUUGAUCUUAUUGGCGGUUUUCUAUUUGGUGUUAAUGCUGUUUUCGUAUUGCAUCAUAAAAGGGGAACCGCUGCUAGGAGCCAUGGCCACAGGGUUCGCGAAUGUAUUGAAUCCAAAGCCCAGAGAAGAGACACAAGUAAUCCAGUCGCGUACGUCGUUGGAGAAUAUGAUAUUCGUUGAGGAGCCGCCAAAGAAAGUGAUGAGAGUAGUAUCGACCGCGAAUCCCUUUCAGACUUACACUUUUGCACCGAAUUCUUACUCCGUGAAAUGAAAUCUGAACGAUUUUUUUUGAA